AUGUUAACACUUUUUGAUACAUUGACUGAUGCACUGAAUCAAGAGGAACUACAAGAGUUUGUGAUUACAGCAAGGAGGAUCUGGUGGAGAAGGAACUCUUUCAUUUUCAAGAAAGGAUUUACACAUCCAAACCAUAUUGUUAGAGAGGCAAGAACUACUCUAAACAUGAUGGCAGAAAAGAAAACAGACCAGUGCAAUACCCAAGCCUCUCCCACGGUGAUUCAUUGGAAAGCUCCUCCAGUGGACUGGUACAAAGUUAACUGGGAUGGGGCAGUGGACAAAGUUAAGGGGCUGAUUGGAAUAGGAGUGGUGAUAAGAGACAGGUCGGGGCAGGUUAUUGCAACAUUGAGACAGAAGGAAAAGCUCUACCCUGACCCCCUACUAGCUGAAUCAUACGGGGCUCUUCAAGCUGUGAAACUGGCCAGGGAGAUUGGUCUGCAUCAGGUCAUACUCGAAGGUGAUUCACUGCAAGUCACAAAAGCAUUGGUUGAAGACAGAGAAGAAUUGAGUAGUUCAAGCAUGUUUUGUAAUGAAACUAGACAUUUCCUUAAGCUGUUUGAAAAAUGGGAAGUCACUCAUGUUAGAAGGAAUGUCAAUCACAUAGCCCAUUUACUUGCAAAAAAUGCUCUUAGCAUUUCUGAUCAGAUUGUAACUAUGGAGGAUACUCCAUCUUGUAUUGCUGACUUGAUUUAA
This is a messenger RNA of Juglans regia (Persian walnut), 693 nucleotides long. RefSeq lists its product as uncharacterized. The transcript has a single exon. The record is from RefSeq and is a predicted model, not a curated record. The coding region runs from base 1 to 693 and encodes 230 amino acids. Gene Ontology annotation, molecular function: RNA-DNA hybrid ribonuclease activity; nucleic acid binding. Lineage: Eukaryota; Viridiplantae; Streptophyta; Magnoliopsida; Fagales; Juglandaceae.